Molecule: messenger RNA, 3054 nt
Organism: Antechinus flavipes (yellow-footed antechinus)
Lineage: Eukaryota; Metazoa; Chordata; Mammalia; Dasyuromorphia; Dasyuridae
Gene: MAFA
Product: MAF bZIP transcription factor A
Exons: 1
Coding region: 666-1736 (356 amino acids)
Biological process (GO): regulation of transcription by RNA polymerase II; retinal rod cell development
Cellular component (GO): nucleus
Molecular function (GO): DNA-binding transcription factor activity, RNA polymerase II-specific; RNA polymerase II cis-regulatory region sequence-specific DNA binding
Source: RefSeq, a predicted model, not a curated record
GGCGCUGGGGCGGGCCGGGCCGGGCCGCGCAGCGCGGCUAAGGAAACCGUGGGAAGAGGAGGAGGUGGGAGCCGCGGCGGCAGCAGCAAUCGCUGCGAGAGCAAAAGAACAGCGAUCGCAAUCGAACCGGGACAGAAAGGCGGUGGGCCGCGGGAGGGCACUCGCUCGGGGGAGCCCCCAGCGUGCCGGGACCCGGUGACUUUCUCAGCGAAGACGCACUAGAAGCAGGAGCCGAUCAGGACCGCCAAAGAGUUUCCUGGCGAAGGCGAGGCAAGUGGGGGCCUCCCAGCACUUCAGUGAGUUCUCUCCGCCAAACUUUUCUGCCUCCCCCCUCCUCCCUCGCGGGAAAGUGUUCCGCUCUGCUCCCCCUCUCGCCACCGCCGCUGCCCUAACCUCAGCUACCCUCCGCAGGCAGGACCAGGACUUAUACACUUCGCGCCCCCUCGGGGGAAGCCUGCAGGAGGUGGGGGCGUGCCCAGACCCCCGAUUUAACUAGUGUAGUGAGUGGGGGGGGGAGAGGCCCAGAGGCUCCCCCCCCAUCGUCCCCGCCCCCACUUCUCGCCCUUGACCCCAGCCUGCCCGCCCCGUCGGGGGUGACAUCCUCCUCCCCGCCGCCCUUGAGCUGUCAGGGCGCGGGGGGCGGGCCGGGGCAGGGCCUUCCUGAGAUGGCCUCGGAGCUGGCGAUGGGCGGCGAGCUGCCCAGCAGUCCCCUGGCCAUCGAAUACGUGAACGACUUCGACCUGAUGAAGUUCGAAGUAAAGAAGGAGCCCCCCGAAGCGGAGCGCUUCUGCCACCGCCUUCCCCCAGGCUCACUCUCCUCCACGCCACUCAGCACCCCUUGCUCCUCGGUCCCUUCUUCGCCCAGCUUCUGUGCCCCAAGCCCAGGCACCGGCGGCGGCGGCGGCGGCGGAGGAGGAGGAGCACCCACAGGGGGGCCCCCGGGGCCGCCGAGCGGGGGCCCCACAACGGUCGGGGCUGUGACUGGCAAGCCCCAGCUAGAGGACCUGUACUGGAUGAGCGGCUACCAGCAUCACCUCAACCCCGAGGCGCUCAACCUGACCCCGGAGGACGCGGUGGAGGCGCUCAUCGGCAGUGGCCACCACGGCGGCCACCACUCGGCCUCAGCCUACGAGACCUUCCGGGCUCAGGGUUUUCCGGGUGGCGGCGGGGGCGCCGGGGAAGAGCUGGGGCCGGGCCAUCACCACAGUGGCCACCACGCAGCUCACCAUCAUCACCAUCACCCGGGCCACCACCACCACCACGGCGCGGGCCACAGCCACGGCCACCACGUGCGUCUGGAGGAGCGCUUCUCCGACGACCAGCUGGUGUCCAUGUCUGUGCGCGAGCUGAAUCGACAGCUGCGGGGCUUCAGCAAGGAGGAGGUGAUCCGCCUGAAACAGAAGCGGCGGACCCUGAAGAACCGUGGCUACGCGCAGUCCUGCCGCUACAAGCGGGUGCAGCAGCGGCACAUCCUGGAGAGCGAGAAGUGCCAGCUGCAGAGCCAGGUGGAGCAGCUGAAGCUGGAGGUGGGCCGGCUGGCCAAAGAGCGGGACCUGUACCGGGAGAAAUACGAGAAGCUGGCGGGCCGAGGAGGCCCUGGGGCAGGGGCCGGAGCCGGGGGCCCCGGGGCAGCGGCCGGGGGAGCUGGCAGCGGCAACGCAGGCUUCCCCAGAGAGCCCUCCCCUCCCCAGGCCGCCCCCGGGGCAGCCAAAGGGGCAGCCGAUUAUUUCCUGUGAGCUUUGCCCCUUGUCCGGGCCGCCGCGGCUGGGGCUCGGGGUAGGCCUCGGGGAGUGAGCCGAAGAGGGGCCGAAGCGCGGAUUCGGCCCCUCUCCUCUUUAACCAGCGCUCUCCUUGCCCUCCUUCGGCCUCUGUCAAGGCGUUGCCGGCUCUGCCUGAGAAUCGGGGCCCUGAGCCCCGGCCCGGCCCAAAGGCGCUGUGAACUUUGUAAAUUUCCAGAAGUUACCUAGGAAGGGGAUUUCCUUGGGGAGGUGGGGUAGAAUGGCGACAGCCCCCUAACUCUGGGGACUACUUCACACUCCGGAGUCUUAACCUAGGGCUGGACUGGGAGAGAUCGGGGGCGGCGGAGGUAAUGAGGGAAGAAGCAGUCCUGCGAAGGUCGCCUCCGCUAAACUUUUCUUAAGACUUUGUAAAGCACUAGCCCCAGCGGCCCUCCUGGAGGCUCUGAACUGCUGCUCCCUUGUCACCUUCCACCCCGCCGGGCCUCCCUGCAUGCGGGCCAUGUAUGGACUCGGGGGGCUCCUUGCUCGGGCCUGAGGCGCGUUUCCCUCUCCAGCACUUUGGCGUCUUUAGGGUUUGCAUCCUUUUAAUUCUGUCCCAAUCUCCCGAACCCAACUCUGCGCACAGAAAAGUCUUAAAGGGACGGGCCAGGGCACAGGUUCUGGAGACCUGAGCGUCCCCAGGCUUCUCGUCCCGGGCGGUUAACUGCAGUCUCCAACGCCAGGACCGGCGGGCACCCUGCUUAGCUGCCCCAGGAGAGUGCCCCGCUUCCCUCGAGUCCGGUCCAGGAUUCCCUCCUGGUUCGGAGCUGAAAGUAUGGGUGGAAGGGGACUUUGCCUGCUUGGACUCUGUUCCCUCCGGUCCCUUCGGCUAAGAUGGUGCUGACCACGGGGAUAAUGUUCGUUAUUAUUGCUACUACUAUCAUUAUUAUUAUUAUUAAUCUUAUUGCUAUGACGAUGGAGAAUGGUUAUUUUAAACAGGAAACUUGAGCCAGAUUUAACUUAUUUAAAGGAGGCCACUUGUACAUAUGUAGAAUUUAGGUUUGGAGGGCUCAGCUCUCGUCCUUUGCUCUUGCUCUUUCUCCGGCUGUUUCUCUCCGUCUGCCUCUGUCUCUCUCUGUCCCUGAUCUCUCUGCCUCUGUCUCUGUUUUUGUCUCUAUCUCUAUCUCUCUUUCUUUCCCUCUCUUUCUUCCCCUUGUUUAUCUUAGUGUCUGCUUUUUAAACCUCUCUUUCUCCGCCUGUCCUUUUUUCUUCUACUUAUUUUUUCUCUGUUCCUUCGUCUCUGUUCCCUCCUAAUUAAAUUCAAUUUUGCUCUCUC